Messenger RNA from Daucus carota subsp. sativus, 2471 nucleotides. RefSeq names its product pentatricopeptide repeat-containing protein At1g73400, mitochondrial. The record is from RefSeq and is a predicted model, not a curated record. The transcript has a single exon. Lineage: Eukaryota; Viridiplantae; Streptophyta; Magnoliopsida; Apiales; Apiaceae. The coding region runs from base 435 to 2180 and encodes 581 amino acids. Gene Ontology annotation, molecular function: protein binding.
UGGCUCCUAUCUAAUGAUAAUGGUGGACCCCCCUGCAAAUACACCAACCAAACCAAUCAAAAUCUCCCAAAAUACAAAAAUUUCCGCGCUUAGCAUGUGCCCAUGGGCACACACUAGCCAAACCGUUGAUAAAAUACUUUUUUAAAAUUAAUCUGAAAUUCAAACCUUACCGAGUCCUCGCUUAUGACUAAGUUAAUAUAAUACUGUUUCUGUCAAGUUUAAGAGGGUAACGGCCAAAUAAGCAAGACCAUUGUUUCUACUGACGAGAGAUUUAGCUAUAGAAAGAGCGUACUCAAUCUUUGUCCAAAAGAUCACUCUGUCGCUGCGAACCAGAUAUCGCAGAAUCUUGUAUGCGCACCACCUGUUUGUAAAAGAACCGCACUCAAAGUCUUGUAACUCCCGGAUACAAUUGUGCUCAUAUAUUUUUCUCUGCAAUGUUUCAUUAUCUGGUUACUAAGCCAACUUAUCGUUGUGUUUCGGGAAGUCUUGCAUUUGGUCUAUUAGGAUCAUGGUCUCGAUUUUUCGGUACUAACCUCUCGCAGAAUCAAUUCUCGAGUCAUUCUCACAGGAAUGUUGCAGCUGUUGAAUUCAGAACUCAUUUGCAGCAUUUUAGUUCUGCGAGUGUGCGAAUUAUUUCUUGCACAAAAUCUAAUGUUGUUUUCAAGUUGUUGUUUCCAUUAGCUUCAGUUAAAGCGAAAUUUUAUACUUCUGAAACUGGACAGAUGGAAUCAAUGGUGUAUAGUUGUACAAGUGAUGCUGAUAAGGUGUAUGCAACAAUUGUUGAUAGCCCUAGUCCGAAUAUUAACAUGGAGGAAAAUCUUGAACUACUUGGCGUGAAUUUGACAACUCCGUUAGUGAUGAUGGUGCUCCAGAGGCUUCAUUAUGAGGAGAAGUUGGCGUUUAGAUUUUUUACGUGGGCAGGACAUCAGGAUAAUUAUGCUCAUGAGCCUCAGGUUUAUAAUGAGAUGAUUGACAUACUGUCUAGUACAAAAUAUAAGGUUAAACAAUUUCGAAUUGUCUGUGAUAUUCUGGAUUUUAUGAAGAGGAACAACAAAACUUCAGUGCCAGUUGAGGUGUUGCUGAAGAUUUUGAGACAGUACACGGAGAAGCAUCUGACCCAUCUUCAGAAAUUUGCUAAGAAAAAGAAGAUAAGAGUGAAGACGCAGCCAGAAAUAAAUGCUUUUAAUUUGCUCUUAGAUUCACUUUGCAAAUGUUGUCUUGUUGAAGAUGCCGAAGGCAUGUUUAGGAGGAUGCAAAGCAAGGUAAAGCCCGAUGCUAACACAUACAACAUUUUGUUCUUUGGGUGGUGUAGAGUAAGGAAUCCUACUAGAGGUAUGACCAUACUUGAUGAUAUGAUUAAGAAGGGUUUUACACCUGAUAAUUUCACUUAUAAUACUGCCAUAGACACCUUCUGCAGAGCGGGGAUGGUGACAGAAGCUGCUGCAUUGUUGGAAUUCAUGAGGACGAGAGGCACAACGAUGUCUUCUCCCACUGCAAAAACAUAUGCAAUUAUGAUUGUAGCAUUUGUCCAGAGCAAUAAAAUGGACGAAGCUUUUAAACUUCUAGGUGAUAUGAUAGGCAGUGGAACCCUCCCUGACGUAUCCACGUACAAAGAACUGAUUGAAGGCAUGUGUUUAGCUGGAAAGACCGAGGCAGCUUAUAAGUUCCUAGAUGAGAUGGGAAACAAGGGUUAUCCUCCCGACAUAGUGACUCACAACUGUUUUCUCAAAGUUCUUUGUGACAGCAAAAACCGGGAAGAAGCACUCAGGCUGUACAAGAAAAUGAAUGAGGUGGGAUGUAAGCCAAGUGUCCAAACCUUUAACAUGCUAAUUACAAUGUAUUUUGAGAUGGGUGAUCCUGAUGGAGCCUUUGAGUGCUGGCAUGAGAUGGAAAAGAAGGGUUAUAUAGCAGAUACGGAUUCUUACUGUGUGAUGAUUGAAGGCCUUUUUGGUUGUAAUAACACAGCUGAUGCUUGUUUCCUCUUGGAUGAAGUCGUAAACAGGGGAUUACAAUUGCCAUUCAGAAAGUUUGAUUCGUUUCUGAUGCAGCUUUCUUCUAUUGGUGAUUUACAGGCUAUCCAUAAAUUAUCUGAUCAUAUGAGGAAAUUCUACAACCCCGCGAUGGCAAGGCGUUUCUCGUUAAAUCAAAAACGGAAGAGCAUGAGCUUCAGAGGCAAAUAAGGAGCAUCCUUUUCUGUAUGGUAUAGGUGGGAUGGAAUGGAGUUUAAAUUUCAAAGCCUGUAAAAACUGGCAACUUCUGUUUGAUUAUUCCCUAGAAAGAAAGAGCAGCGUGUUCAUUUUUUCAAUAUAAAGAUGCGAGUCGAAAGUUACUUAUUACGGUAACUGGGGGUGUCAGGUGUGUGCUUGGGUAGGGCCAGCUUUCCCAUUUGUAGGUCAUAAUAUGAAAAGUUGAAAAUUCUAAUUUCUUUAGUGAUUUAUUUGUAUUUUUAAAAUUUGAUUUUAUUUUAUAAA